CCUUCUGCAACCAAAAAUUUGGUGCAGUGAAGCAGAAUGUAGUUGUAAGCAUGCAGAUGAGUGGUGUACUGGCAGCUGUAAUGUCAGACCAGCUGGAUCCUGGCCUUGGCUUCGUGUGCUUGAGGUAUGUGUCUUCGUACCCCAGGUGUGCAGGUGUUGCCUGAGCUGCAGGUGGAUCUGGGUCUGCAUGCUGGUCUGGAAGAACAGCUCCUGGGACAUUGUUCCAGGCCUUUGUGUAUGUGCCUCCUGGAAUGAAAUGCCCUAAAAAGUACUGUUUUCUCUAUUGCUCAUGCAGUAAGGUUAGUGGGUCAUCCCAACACAACGGAGUGAGCAAACUCCUGCUCUCAGGGAACUCAUUUCCCUGUCACUGUGGAGGAUGUCUGCAGUGUGAUGUAACAAAGCUCUGUGGAGCUCUGUAGAAGUGCAUGUCCUGGCUGUGUGCUCUGAUCACUGUUCCCAUUGGUGAUAGGACUGGAUCAAUUCCAGCAAGUGAAAAAACACAGUUCUGUUGCAAAACCUGCCAUCUUGCACUCAGUAAAAAUGUUUUUUUGGGACUGGCCCCAUUUAUUCACCACCAAUUGUUUUCAAUCCACUUCUUUGGGUCACAACUUUGUUACUUAAGCCAUGAUUCCCCACUCACCCGAUGCAGCAGGUUGGAAGGAGCACAUGGCGGCUGCGCGGCAGCUCCUCAGGUCGCUGAGAUGGUUUGUGCUGAUAACAGAAUUGCUUUCCUCUCCCAGCAGGGCACCAGGCUCGUGCUGGGCAGAAGGAAAAACAAAUUAGAUUUAGAAAUUGUUAUUAUUUGAGCUUAAUAGCAUGUCUGAAAUCGGCAGUUGGGAGACCCUGGAGCUGAUUAGAAGGCAGCAAUGACUCGGGGUGGUGGUGGAGAGCUGCAUCCCCAUAUGGGCAUCAUCCUGAUGGAGUGCUUUGUGCAGAGGGUCAGUGCUGCCUCUAUAGGGCAGCUGGUGGGGAUAACAAGGGGACAUGGAAGAGAUGCAGAGUGGAUGAGCUCCUCUCACAGUGCUUUCCAGUCCGUUGCUGGCAGCAGCCGUUGCAGCUGUUGCCCGGGGAACAGCAGUUGGAUGCAAACAGAAGCGUCAGGCGCAGGAGAGCCUGAUCAGAGCUGGGCAGCAGGGCUCUGCCUGCCUGUUGGUGCUCAGGGAAAGUGUUACUGGGACUGAAAGGGUGCUCCGGGGCCCUAUCCUCCUCCUGUGGCCAACUGGAGUAAAAACAUUUUGGCGGCUUCUUGGACAGAGACUGGAGGUAAGGAUGGAUGAUUCAAGUGACACUGCACUGAAGGAGUCGUCCCCAGAUGGACAGAUGCAUCGAGAGGCAGCAAUGCCACCCCAGCAGGACUCCAUGGCUGCUGCCCAGGAAGAUGGAGCUCUGGGAAAUGCUGCAGCAGCUGCACCUCAGAGGGCUCCUGGAGAGCUGGAGGAGCGCAGCGAUGCUCCCAGCCGUGUGUGGGGUGCGCAGCCUGGCCUGCUAUUCCAGGGAGAGAAGCAGAGCUGCCACCCUCUCAGCCUGUCCUGGGCGCUGGGCUACAACAGCAGCCUGGCUGUGCACAGCAUUGAGGAUGGGAUGCUGCUGUAUGUCUGUGCCCACACAGUGGUGGUCCACGAUGUCCUUGGCAGCAGGCAGCACCACCUGCAGGGUCAUGCAAAUGCCAUCUCAUGCCUGUGUGUCAGUGAGGACAGGCGCUGGGUUGCCACUGCUGACCAAGGUCCAGACCCUUUGGUCAUCAUAUGGGAUGCCUUUUCCGGGAUCCCGGUGCGCACCAUCUUUGACAGCCAUGCAGGCAGUGGGGUCUGCGCUAUCGCCAUCUCCCGGGAUGCAAAGUGUUUGGUUACCAUCAGUGCUGGCAUGGUGCAGAGGGUCUGUAUGUGGAGGUGGACAUAUCCUGAUGAGAGCCCCGUGUGUUAUGUGGAGCUGAGCCCUGAGUUUGGCUUCCAGGAUUUUGUCAUUUUUAAUCCCCAAAAUCCCUAUGAGUUUGUCAGCAACAGCAAAACCCAAGUGAUAUUUUAUCUGUGGGGUGAUGCUGGUUUGCAGUACAGCACUCCUCCUUUGACCAAGCAGACCUUUGGCAGCACAGUGGGACACUUCACCCAGUCAGCUUUCCAUUUCAACGCCACGCAGGUGCUGACGGGCACUUCGGCUGGGAAGGUGGUGGUGUGGGAUGUGGAGAGAAAGCGGGGGCUGGCCAAGGAGCCGCAGGGCAGGCUGCGUGGCAUGAAGGCCACCAAGCUGGUGCCGAUGCAGGAAGAAAGUCUGACAGUGCUGUUGGUGUUGGAGAGCUGCAUAGUGACAGGGGAUGUGAGAGGCCAGGUGAAGUUCUACAAUGGGCACCUGCAGCUCCUGGCCUGCUCUGACCACAGCGGUACGGGUCCCAUUCAGUCCAUCUCCUUCUCCAAAACUCCUUCAGAUCCUCCUGGUGCCUCUUCUACCAGCAGCCACCCCUUUGCUGCUAGGAACUUUAUCCUUUCAACCUCUGAUGCAACAGUGCUCCGUGUUGCGACAGAUGGGACAGACUUUGAAAAAGUCAUGAAAGAGGCCAAGAAAGCAGUGACGGCCAUUGCAUGCCAUCCUCAGCAGUCGUGGCUUGCCAUGGGCAGUCACUGCGGGCUGCUGAAGGUGUGGGACUACAAGCAGCUCCAGCUCCUUGUGAGCAGGAUAUUCUCCAGUGCUGGAGUCCAGUGCCUGUCCUAUGAUCCUGCAGGCUCCUUCCUGGCCACUGGUCUUACCGAUGGGAGCGUGCAUGUCCUCGAUGCCAUUUCCCUGCUGUCCUGCUGUGAGGUGUUCAGGUUCUCGCGGGGCCCCAUAACUCACGUCCAGUUCUCCCAUGACUCUGAGUACCUCGCAACUGCUGAUGAAAAAUAUGCAGUGACUGUUUACAAAAGGGUUCUGCAGAAUGAGCGUAGGUGCUGGGAACACCUGGCAGGGCUGCACUCCCACUACAAGCCCAUCCGGAGCAUCCUGUUUGGGAUCCAGCUGGAUGGCAGUGAGCCCCGGCUGCUGAGCCUUGGGGAGGACAGGCAGCUGAUUGAAUAUGACCUGAGCAGCAGCAGCAAAGACCAGCUGGUGGUCCUGCACAGACAUCGUGUAGAGCAGGCUGCAGUGCCCCUCUGCUUGGCCUGGUAUCCACAUUUCAGCACCGAGUCCUUCAUCCUCACGGCCAACAGCUGCUACAAAAUGAAGCUCUACAAUGCAACAACCAAAAUGUGCAGAAAGACUCUUCUGGGACCAACCUAUGGCUCACCACUGGAGAAGAUGCAAAUCCUGCCAAAGAGUGCUGCAGAGCCCCAGAAGCGCUAUCUGGCAUACAUUACCAAGGACAAGGUGGGCCUGCAGAUUCUGCCCGUUGAUGGUAACCCUCACAAGUCCUCAGCUUUCAUUUGCCAUCCAGAUGGUGCUUCUGACCUGGCCAUCUCCUACGAUGGGCGCUACAUCUUUACGGCUGGGGGGAGUGACCGCACUGUUCUAAAGUGGGAGGUGAACCUAAAUGCCUUGGAAGCUGCCGCAUCCCUGGGUGGGGAGGACCUGGUCCCGUUCUACAGACUGCUGGAUGGCGGCCAGGACGGUGAAUUCUUCAGGGAGCUGGAAGACUAUUUCUACUAUGUGCAGCUGCGCAGCCAUGGCAUUGAUAUGCUGGAGAGCAGGCAGGUGUCAAUGUACAUUCCCUUGGAGGAAAUUCCUUCUGUAAUGAGAGCAAUGGGAUUUUAUCCAUCCGAGGAAGAGAUUGAAGAAAUGAUAAAUGAAGUAAAAUUCAGUGAGUUUGUGGAUACUGGAGAACAAGUGACAAAAAUCAAUUUAAGGGAUUUUAUCAAACUUUAUAUAAAUCAUCGGCCCGCGUUUGGCUUGUCAAUGAAAACAAUACGCCAAGCAUUUCAAGUCCUUGGUUAUGAGAAUGAGAAUGGUGACAAAGUUAUUGACAGAGGAGACUUGCUGUCACUCCUACAGUGCAGGGGAGAGCAUAUGAUGGAGGAUGAGCUGGCACUGUGUCUGUCUGCCCUGCUGGGCAGGCAUCCAAUGGGAGGAAGAUCUGACCUGGACGUAUGUGAUCCCUCAGGUGCAGCAGCUUUGAUGGAAGAAGAAAUUCCAGAGCAAAUCACAGCAGAGAGAUUCACUGCCGGCAUUCUUGGCCUAUCCAUUGCUGAGCCAGAAAAAAGAACAGUAAAAUGAGAUGGAUAAUUCAUCUGUGAAGACUCAGAAUGGUAGCUGCCACCGUUUUCUAUUCAUUUCUAGCUUCCAAACUCCUCAAGUACCUGUGAAACAUAUAUUAUUUGUUUAUUAAAAACUGUUGCGUAGCUUCAGAUUA
Meleagris gallopavo (turkey) is the source of this 4315-nucleotide messenger RNA. RefSeq names its product cilia and flagella associated protein 251 (gene CFAP251). The record is from RefSeq and is a predicted model, not a curated record. Lineage: Eukaryota; Metazoa; Chordata; Aves; Galliformes; Phasianidae. Gene Ontology annotation, cellular component: sperm flagellum. Gene Ontology annotation, molecular function: protein binding.